UGCUCCACUGCUUCAAACCUUUUAUAUACAGUCUAUGCUUCAAACCGAAACAACUCCGGAGCGUCCCCAUUUAGCCUUUAGCUAGCUAGCUACUUUAUCUGUUAUUUGUUUGACAUUUAAAGUAUAUUUAACAAUGGAAGGUUCUGUAUCAAAUGUGGAGGUCUGUAAUUUUGCUUACACGGGACAGUUUGAGAAAUUAAAAGAGUGCAUUCUGUCAGAUAAAACACUCGCCUGCAAAACGGACCAGGACUGUAGAAGCGCCCUGCACUGGGCUUGUUCUGCUGGACACACCGACAUAGUGGAGUUUCUGCUCGACCUGGGAGUUGACGUGAAUCUGCCAGACGAUGCUUUGUGGACCCCUCUUCACAUUGCAGCGUCUGCAGGCAGAGAAGACAUAGUGAGAUCUCUAAUAUCCAAAGCAGCUCAGCUAAAUUCAGUUAAUCAAAAUGGAUGCACCCCUCUGCACUAUGCCGCCUCCAAAGACAGAUAUGAGAUUGCCCUGCUGUUGUUGGAAAGCGGAGCAGACCCCAAUGUCACCGACAAGUAUCAGUCCACUCCCCUUCACAGAGCGUCUGCCAAAGGCAACCACCGCCUCAUCCAGCUGCUUCUCAAACACAGUGCCUCAACCAACAUCCAGGACUCACAGGGCAACACACCACUCCACCUUGCGUGCGAAGAGGAGCGUGUGGAAGCAGCCAAGGUGCUGGUGGAACAUGGGGCCAGCAUCUACAUUGAGAACAAGGAGGAGAAGACCCCUCUCCAGGUAGCCAAGGGCGGUCUGGGCAACAUCCUUCGUCGGAUUGUGGAGGGAUGAUUCCUUGACUGAUCUACGGUUGAUGCUCCAACUCCAAUCCCCACCAUCGCAAGUUACAUAAUGAGAAUUCUCAUCCCAGUCUGGUGUGACACAUUCAGAUGUGUAACAGGUGGAAGAUGAGAGUGUGUCCGGGAGAAAAGUUGGACUGUACUGCAUUAUUAUCAGCUCUUCAGAUGGGGCAGUGAAACUGCUCAGAUGUUAGAUGUCUGGUCAAAACACUCUUGUGCACUAAGUGCGGUCUAUUCAACACUGCAGUCUAUUUUCUUAUGAUCUAUUCCUUUUUAUGUUUGAAUUGUUGCAAAAAUGACCAAAUAAAAAUCAGUGUUCAGCCUGUUAGUAAAU
Molecule: messenger RNA, 1156 nt
Organism: Sander lucioperca (pikeperch)
Lineage: Eukaryota; Metazoa; Chordata; Actinopteri; Perciformes; Percidae
Gene: psmd10
Product: proteasome 26S subunit, non-ATPase 10
Exons: 5
Coding region: 134-814 (226 amino acids)
Molecular function (GO): protein binding
Source: RefSeq, a predicted model, not a curated record